Molecule: messenger RNA, 1862 nt
Organism: Theobroma cacao (cacao)
Lineage: Eukaryota; Viridiplantae; Streptophyta; Magnoliopsida; Malvales; Malvaceae
Product: PTI1-like tyrosine-protein kinase At3g15890
Biological process (GO): protein phosphorylation
Molecular function (GO): ATP binding; protein kinase activity
Source: RefSeq, a predicted model, not a curated record
CAGCUAGACCCAUGACAAACCAGCCAGCAAGCCAGCCACUGCAGCAGCAAACAUCAACCAUCCCAUAAAGCGCACACACAAACACAAAAAAAGAAAAAAAAGAAAAAGAAAAGGGAAUCAGCUUACUUCAAUAAGCCUUGCCUGAUACUCUUCCUUGUCUCAAUUUCAUCUUCUUCUUUCCUUUUUUUUUUUUUUUUUUACUUUUUUUUAACUAAGAAAAUCCAGAAAGAAAGUAUGUUUUUUGGAGCAAUUUUGUGCACAAAAGCGUUACGUUUGGCAUCUCCUCAAAUCUGCCUGCUUAGAAAGAGAAAGUGAAGUAGGACAACAAAGAAACGAGAGAGAGGGAGAGAGAGAGACUGGUUUUCAUUGAAGGAAAAAAAGAAGAAAAGGAAGAGUUGGUUUUUCAGUUUGGUUUCCUAAUGGCGUUUUGCUCUAUAAUUUGUUGUGGGAAAGGUGUGGAUCGGAAGGAGAAAGCAAAGAAGCAGCCGACGUGGAGGGUUUUUUCAUUGAAAGAAUUGCACUCAGCUACAAAUAAUUUUAAUUAUGAUAACAAGCUUGGAGAAGGGGGAUUUGGCAGUGUCUAUUGGGGUCAGCUAUGGGAUGGAUCACAAAUAGCAGUGAAGAGAUUGAAGGUGUGGAGCAACAAAGCAGAAGUGGAAUUUUCUGUCGAGGUCGAGAUAUUGGCAAGAGUUCGACACAAGAAUCUACUGAGUUUACGUGGCUACUGUGCUGAAGGGCAAGAACGUCUGAUUGUAUAUGACUACAUGCCAAAUUUGAGUUUGCUUUCACAUCUUCAUGGGCAGCAUUCAACUGACUGCCAACUUGAGUGGACCAGAAGGAUGAAUAUUGCAAUUGGCUCUGCUGAGGGAAUUGCCUAUCUUCACCAUCAUUCAACCCCACACAUAAUUCAUAGAGACAUCAAAGCUAGUAAUGUGUUGCUAGAUUCAGAUUUCCAGCCUCAGGUUGCUGAUUUUGGGUUUGCAAAGUUUAUUCCUGAUGGUGCAACACAUGUGACUACUCGAGUCAAGGGUACCCUUGGCUACCUUGCCCCCGAAUAUGCUAUGUUAGGAAAAGCCUCAGAGAGUUGUGAUGUAUAUAGCUUUGGCAUUCUUUUGCUAGAGCUUGCCAGUGGCAGGAAACCUCUUGAGAAACUGAGUGCAACAUCAAAACGCUCAAUUGCAGAAUGGGCUCUGCCGCUAGCUUGUGAAGGGAAGUUCAGUGAAGUGGCAGAUCCAAGGCUGAAUGGGAAGUAUGUGGAAGAGGAGUUGAAAAGGCUUGUGCUCAUCGCACUCAUAUGUGCUGAUAAUCGACCUGAGAAAAGACCUACCAUGCUUGAAGUUCUUGAGCUGCUCGACGGAGAGUCGAAAGAGAAAUUAGCUGAACUAGAAAAUAAUGAAGUGUUCAAGAACCCACAGUCUGCUGUUUGUUAUGAUGAUGGGACACCAGCCGCUGAAGAGAGCUCGGACAUAAUUAAGGAAGAGAAUGAUCCAAAACCUGUGAAGGAGACUAAGCACGAAAAUGCUCUAGAUGGCUAAUACCUUGGACAAAUCGAAGUAUUAGAAGUGAAAUUUGUAUCUGUGAUAUUUUGGUUCGUUUUCUUCUUUUCUUCUCAUUAAGAGGUGGCACUGGCUGUCCAUUAUUAGAAUUGCCAGCAACAUUUGCCACUUUUUAAUAUGGAAGCAUGUUUUUGUGAGCGCUAUGGGAUAUAUGCUUGGGGGCCAACUUUUCUUUUGUUCUUUGUUUCCAUACAAAUAUUUGGUGUCUGUUGGGUGUUACAUCUCUGGUCUAUGAUAGCUGAUGUAUUGACAGGUUCUGAGUUUGAGUCUGCUGCUUGUGAGAUUGACAUUUCAGGUGUGAGAAAA